Dermatophagoides farinae (American house dust mite) is the source of this 2402-nucleotide messenger RNA. RefSeq lists its product as uncharacterized. The record is from RefSeq and is a predicted model, not a curated record. NCBI's taxonomy places the organism in Eukaryota, Metazoa, Arthropoda, Arachnida, Sarcoptiformes, Pyroglyphidae. Gene Ontology annotation, cellular component: nucleus. Gene Ontology annotation, biological process: regulation of transcription by RNA polymerase II.
GAGUCAAGGUGUGUGUGAAUGGUUCCACAUUCGAUGUUUUUAUACAUUUUUUCACUUAAUUCUAUUUGGACGGGAUUGAGCCAAGGUGUGUGAAUGGUUUUUUCGUUUCUUAAUGCGCGCAAGAUGGAACAAUCUGAAGUAAUUUAUGAAAUUAAUCAAGAUAAUAUAAUCCAAACGGAACAACAACAAAAGCCGGUAACAUCAACCGCAGUUGAAAUUAAACAAGAAAUUACUGAAAAUAAUAUGGAAAUCGAAAAUGAUCAUCAAAUAUUGAUCGAACAAGAAGGUUAUCAGGUAUCGCUCGAUGAUUUUGUCAAUUUUCAUAAUGAUCAAAUUAAAUCAAUGAAAGAAGAUAACCAUUAUCUGACAAAAGGUUUUGAUAUUAUGUACAAGUACAAAACUGUUUUGGAUCUCAUCAUUGAUGAUUAUUUUAAAGAUGACAAGCAUUUUAAAUAUAAAACCAUUGUCGAAUCAUUGGAAACCGAUCUUGUUACUUUUAUUGCCGAUGAUGAAGAGAAAUAUCAACAAUUGAUUCAAGAAGUUAAUACAGAUAUUGUUUUAAAUGAAGAAAAUCAGCUCGAAUUUGUUGAACUUGAAAAUCCUAAUCAAGAAGAAGAAGAAGUUGUCAAUGGAAUCAAUGAAUUCGGUCCAUCAAUUAUACGUAAACUUCCUGGACAAAAAUCGGCACCGCCACCAGAAUGUCCGGCAUGUGGAUUGAAAACACGUAGCCGUCUUAAAUUGGAAGGACAUUUAUUGGAACACGAAGAUAAUCCAUUGGUUGUUUGUAAUCAUGAAAAUUGUGAGACAGCUUUUGCUUUGCAUGAAUUAACACAACAUGAAAAGGAUUACCAUCCGGAUGUUUGUCUUAUAUGCGAAAUGUGUAAUGAUGUGUUCGAUAACAAGACAACUUUAGUUCAACAUUAUAAGCUUCAUAUAUCGAAAAAGGAAAAAUUGAAAUGUAACUUUCCCGGUUGCGAUUAUACUGAUAUUUAUGCUGGUCGAUUGGAUCGACACAAAAAAACUGCACACAAUAUUGAAGUAACCAGACAAUUCAAAUGCGAUUUUGAAGGAUGUGGCCGUAUAUUCAAAGAUCGACCAUCGUAUUAUACACAUUCAUUGAUACAUAAAGAUCGAAAUCUCGUUUAUAAACACAAGUGCACUUAUGAAAAUUGUGGUGCUGUUUUUAAACGUCGAAGAAAUCUGGCUUUACAUAUGCUGAAACAUGGCUAUGUUAAACGUAAAUAUACAUGCAUGUUUGGUGAAUGCAGACGAACAUAUGCGCGCGAGAAAGAAUUAAUGAGACACAUCGAAGUAGUUCAUCGAGCUCAUUUCAAAAAUGAACCAACUGAUGGAGAAGAAUUGGCAGCCAAUGAAACAGGAAAUGAAGAUGAAAACAAAAAUGAUGAUGAUUCCAACACCGAAGAUGGUGUUCCGUCGGUUAAACGUUUUAGAAAAAACAAAUCAAUCGAAAGUGAAUAUUCUGAUUCACACUUAGAUGAUAAUGAUGAUUCUCCUGCAAAUACGGCAAAGAAAAUAUUGUUCAUGAUGAAUAAAAGUAGCAGUAAUCCACAAGAAUUGGAAAUUAUUGGAGGCAGCGUAAAUGACAUUUUUCAGGAUAAUGAUCUUAUUGGAACCGAUUGUGAACUAUGUCAAAAGAAUUUCGAAUCAGCUGAAGCAUUAAUGAAUCAUUUAAAAGAUCGUCAUCAUCAAUAUACGGUUAAAGCUUAUCGUUGUGAUUAUGAAAACUGUGAAUUUGCAACACAUUUCCGCUCGAUUUUGGGUAAACACAAAAACAAUGUCCAUGGUGGUAAAUACAAAUGUGAAGUUUGUGGCAAAUUAUCCAAAGAUUCUGGCAACCAUAAUCGUCAUCGAAAUAUUCAUAAAAACAUUCUAUAUCGUUGUAGAGUAGCCGGAUGUGAUGCUGUUUAUAAAAGUCCGAAAGCUUAUUAUGUUCAUGUAUUGACACAUUCAAAUGAGCAGCCAGUUUAUGCUUGUGAUCAUCCUGGUUGCAAAUACAUUACCUAUUACGUAAACACAUUGAAUGUACACAAAUUGACACAUUCAGAUAUAAGAAGUUUUUUCUGUCCAUACGAAAAUUGUGGCAAAGGAUUCAAACGUAAUGGUGAUCUUAACAAACAUAUUAUACAUUCACAUAAAGGUGUAAAAAGACCUCAAAAGAAACGUCAACGUCAAUCGAAUAACGAUUCACAAGUAAUAAUGUUCCGUUGUAAAUAUGAAGGAUGUAGUUUCACUAGUGCUGAUAGCGAUCAAAUCAGUAAACAUGAAGAAGAACAUGAACAAGGAAUAGUAACCGAAAACGUCGAAGAAGAAUACUAAUCUAUUUUCUUGUUUUAUUUUAUUAUUAUUAUUAUUAAUUUUGAAUAAAAAUUUUUGAUCAUAUA